GUGUGACUCGUUGAGAAAACAAAAAAAGGUUGGCUUCUGUUUAUCCCUCCCUAUAUAUAGAAAAGCAGAAGCCAAAUAUAUAAUUUUUUUUAGUCGUUCGGAAAAGAAAAAAGAAAAACAAAACAAAAACUGGGGAUUUCAAAUUUCAGGAAUUAGAGAGAGAUAGAAGACGAAGAUAAGCUGGGGUUGUGUUCUUCUUUGCCCUGUGAAAGCGAAUUGAAGAGAGAUCCGCUUUCUCUGGUUCUGUCUUUUUUUCUUUUCCUUCUCUUUUCGUUUUGAUUUUAGGGUUUUGCUUGUUCCCAGUAACCCUAAUUUUCCUGCUCCUUUAUUUCGUUUUUGUUUCUUCGUCGUCUUCCCCCACCUAGGGUUUUGUACACCUCCAAUGGUUUUGGGUUGAAUUAAGAAUCUCAGAAUUUGUAAAUUUUGAAAAAGAUCUGCUGGUGGAAGAACUGAACUGAGAUAUGACUGACAAGAUGUCGGUGUCACCCGAAGAAAGAGAACUCGAGGAACAGCUCAAGGAUGCUGGCACGAAGCUUCUCAAAUCUUCUUCUUCUUCCGUCGACGACCUUCUCCCUUUGCUAGACGAAGUUGAGAAGCACCUGUCAAGAGUGGAGCAAUCACCUGCCAAAUCCAUGCAAGUGGCACUAGCUCCACUAACUAGCACAUUGGUUUCAGAUGAACUUCUUAGGAAUGCAAAUGUCGAUGUGAAAGUUGCAGUUGCUUCAUGCAUUAGUGAGAUUACGAGAAUAACUGCACCCGAAGCUCCUUAUGAAGAUGACCAAAUGAAGGUAUCUGAAUUCUGAAUUUCUUUUUUGUUGCUUUCCUUUUUUCCGUUUACCAGUUUAUGAUUUAUUUCCUUUACUGGAAUGUAGGACGUUUUUCAACUCAUUGUAUCUUCAUUUGAGGAUUUGUCUGAUGAGUCUAGCCGAUCUCAUGGAAAGAGGGUGAUGAUACUUGAAACCGUGGCCAAAGUUAGAUCUUGUGUUGUCAUGUUGGAUUUAGAAUGUGAGGCGCUGAUCGCCGAAAUGUUCACUCUUUUCCUCGGAAACAUACGGGAUUUUCACAAGGAAAAUAUCUUUACUUCAAUGGAGACAAUAAUGACUCUUGUAUUAGAUGAAAGUGAAGAUAUUUCCUCCGAGGUCCUCAACCCGCUGUUAGCUUGCAUGAAAAAAGACAAUCAGGAAGUCCACCCAGUUGCUGUGAAAUUGGCGGAGAAAGUUUUUGAAAAAUGUUCAUCCAAGCUUAAGCCUUACCUUAGCGGGGCCAUAAAAUCUUUGGGCACUUCUUUGGAUGAUUAUAGUGAAGUUGUUACUGCUGUUUGUGAAGGGCCUUCUUCAACUGUUGAGCAAAUGAAUGAAAACACAUCUACUGAUCAAUCUGUGGUAAAAACCAUUACUGGUGCUAUGAAUGCUGAUCAUAAGGACCCCAGACCUCCUAACUCAACGAAUGGUGGUAAUGACAAUGAGAAUGAAAACCGAGGGAAAAGCUUGAAAGUAGUCUCUUCAGUAAACGUUGAAGAGCAGGAUCUUGAUAAUGAACCAUCUGCUGACAAGUCAGCUUCGAAAUCUGAAGAUGGCGAAUCAGAACCUCGGAAGCCACUUAAAUUUGAAUCUGAAGUCGUGGACAAGCCUAUCUCCUCAAUGAAUGCAUCGGAAUCCUCUGAUACAUCUCAUGUUGAUGGCGCGAAAGAAGUCAAGAAUCAGUCUGAUCCUCAAGAAAAUCCUGAGAAAGAUCUACAUGAUUCUUCAAGGGAGGAUGAUGCUCUUCACCCUUCCAAAUCCUCUUAUACAGACACUGUAAAGAACAUUUCUUCACCAAAAGGAUCUGAGACUGACGUUGCGAACACUUCUUCCCCUUCUCAAAGUGGGAGUCUACACGAUGAGAAUCAUCCCAAAAAUGCUGAGCAACAUGUGAACAAAGUUAACUCACAUCAGGAAGACACACCUUCAUUGGGUGUGGUGUCUGAAGGAACACGCGACUCAGAAGCUAAGCAACACAGGCGCUCAAAGAAAAAACAACCUUUGCAAACUUCUAAGAAAGCUGAUGAGGAUACGUCUCAAAAUGAAAGCGGAGGGGAAAGUGGUUCAGAGAAAAAACAGUCAAAGCAGCUGGGCAAAAAAGUGGAUGAAAGUAGUGAUCCCAUGGAUCACUCAUUGAAGAGGAAAAUUGAAAGCAAAAUCCGUCAGAAAGCUAUCUUGGAGAGUGAAGCUAAUUCGAAAAAAACACAGUCAACAAAGACAUCUUCUAAAGUUCCUAAAACUGAAGAAAAUGCCAGGACGCCUUCCAAGAGAAAGCCAGCUGCCAGCCAACAGAAGGUAACUGGGAAUGUCACAUACGAUGACAGUUUAGUUGGUUCGAAGGUCAAAGUCUGGUGGCCACAAGAUCGUGCGUACUACGAUGGUGUGAUUGAAUCUUUUGACAGUGCCAAGAAAAAGCAUAAGGUGGUGUAUAAUGAUGGUGAUGUGGAAACCUUGAAUCUCAAAAGAGAACGGUGGGAAAUAAUUAAUGAUGAUUCAGUUUCAUCUGAGGGGCAUGCCUCUGAGGAAACAGCCAGUGUUGAAGCUGCAUCUCCCUUGCCAAAACGAGAGAGAGCUAAAACAGAUCCAGAAGUAUCGGUUAAACGUGGGAAGGCGGAAGCUUCUCCUAAAAGUAAAUUGCAAGGAACGAAGUCAAAAGACAGACCCCGAAAAUCCGACGGCAAAACUGAUGACAAUAUUGGUGGUUCCAAAUCUCUUUCCCAACGAGCUAGUGAUAAACAUGUGGAUAAUUCCUCAAAAAGAUCUAAAGAUGCUGAUAGCAGGGUCAUGUCCAAAGGCAAAUCUAAGCAACAAGAUAGUCCCAGGACUGGUAGCAAGUCCAAGCAAGAAAUAUCGAAAAUUGGUAGCAAGUCCAGCAAACAAGAAGCCACCUCAAAGACUGGUGUGAAGUCGAAAAGUAAGACUCCACAAGCUGCAGAUGAUGGUAAUGCAAAUGGGUUGGGAAAGGUAAAACAUAGCUCCUCCAAGACUAAAGAAGCAGCAGGAGAAUCGAAGGAAAAAUUCAAAGAGAAGUCAUCUGCUGAUGUGCAAAAAACUCCAGAUGGGGCAAAAGUAAGAUCGUCGGAAAAGUUGCAAGAAUUUGAAGGUGGCGGCUCCAAGAAACGUCGUAGGGCAGGUUGAUGUGUGGUGAUAGCUAUCUAGUGUCAUCCUUCCUGCGGGAUUAGGCCCUGAUGAAUUUCUUUUCUGGACUAGUUUUAACUUAUUGCCAGAUGUGUCCUUUGUAGACACACAAUGUAGUCGAUACUGGUGACGAAAUUUAUUAUCCUUUAGUUUCAUCCAUUAGGGAAGUUUAGGUAAGUAAGCUUUCAAAUCAGUUCUUAUUAGACCAGUGAGGCGUGUUUUGUUUAGUCGGUUAGAUGAUGGUUUUCAAUGGUUGAUUUUGGAAGUUUGGAAUUUUUUUAUUUUUUAUUAUUAUUUUUUUUUAUCAGGACCUGUAGGUAUCAUAGGUGAGUUGGCGUACUUGUUAAGGAGGUUUGAAAAAUUGUUAAAAAGUUCUAUUCAUGUUUGUUUUAUUUUUUUAAUGUGUGUUUUUUAGGUGUUUUUUGUAUUAAAAAUGUAAAAAAUUGUAUUGGAAAUAUAAAAAGUUAUGUUGAG
Messenger RNA from Oldenlandia corymbosa var. corymbosa, 3632 nucleotides. Lineage: Eukaryota; Viridiplantae; Streptophyta; Magnoliopsida; Gentianales; Rubiaceae. The record is from the annotation of a GenBank genome assembly.